Pogoniulus pusillus (Red-fronted tinkerbird) is the source of this 1739-nucleotide messenger RNA. It is a transcript of the gene PACC1, whose product is annotated as proton activated chloride channel 1. The transcript has 8 exons. The record is from RefSeq and is a predicted model, not a curated record. Gene Ontology annotation, cellular component: cell surface. The coding region runs from base 266 to 1222 and encodes 318 amino acids. NCBI's taxonomy places the organism in Eukaryota, Metazoa, Chordata, Aves, Piciformes, Lybiidae.
CGCUUGCGUGGCCCGGCUUAAGCAGGGCGGCUCGGCUCCUUGUGGGUGUCCCUGCUCUGUGCGGUGCGGCUGGGCCGUCUCCCGGCCCCCGCCGUGGCCGCUUCCCGCUGCAGAUGCUAUGCUAAGGCCGGAGGUCUCCGCAUCUUACCAAGAGCAAUUACAAGUUGAAAGCAUAUUUGGAAAUUGAACCACUGUUUUAACUACACAGCUGAGUGAAGAUGUGGAGCGAGCAUCUGAAAACCCAACAGAAGAGAGAGGAGGAGAGAUGGAAGUCCAUGAAGAUACCAACUCUGUUAUUUUACCAGAUAGUGAACUGGGUACCACUGCCCCUUCUUUGCGUUUCAGCAAGACUUGCCUAAAGAAUGUUUUUUCAGUAAUUCUCCUGUUUAUUUAUCUGCUGCUUAUGGCUGUAGCUGUGUUCCUUGUCUACCAAACCAUCAGUGACUUCAGGGAGAAACUUAACCACCCAGUGAUGUCUGUCUCUUACAAGGAAGUGUCCUUGUAUGAUGCACCGGGUAUUGCCUUUUACCCAGGCAAGGCUCAGCUCCUUAGCUGCAAGCAUCAUUACUAUGACCACAUUCCACCUCUGAUAAAUCCGGGUCAGCCAGGAGAUAUUGAGUGCACCACUCAGAGAAUCAACUACACAGAUCCUUUUACAAAUCAAACUAUGAAGUAUGCUUUGGUUGUUCAAGGCCCUCGAGAUGUGAAGAAAAAGGAACUAGUAUUUCUGCAGUUCCAUUUAAAUGGGACAGACCAAGAUUUUAGUGCCAUUGACUACCUUCUGUUUUCUUCUUUCCAAGAAUUCAUCAACAGUCCAGAAAAAGCAGAAUUCAUGAAGGACUGUGAAAGUUCAUAUUCCAGCUGGAAGUUCUCUGGAGGUUUUCGAACCUGGGUGAAGAUGUCCUUGGUGAAAACAAAAGAAGAAGAUGGUAGUGAGACCGUUGAAUUCAAACAAGAGACUAGUGUAGUGAACUAUAUUGACCAGAGAACUAAAGCAAGAAGUGACCAGCUGUUUUUUGUGGUAUUCGAAUGGAAAGAUCCUUUCAUCCAGACUGUUCAAGACAUCAUCACAGCAAAUCCCUGGAACAUGAUUGCUCUUCUUUGUGGUAUCUUCUUGGCUCUGUUUAAGGCAGCAGACUUUGCUAAGUUAAGCGUGAAGUGGAUGAUCAAAAUCCGAAAGAGGCAUCUGAAGAGAAGUCAAGCAAUGAACCACAUAAACUGAGGUUACUUUUUAACUGUUCAUAGAGAGUAACUGGAAUAAACUCCCAUCAGCAAUUAAAGAUGCAAACCAGGUAUGUUUUCUCCAGGAAAAAAGGACAUUAGGAGGAACAGCCUUGUGAACUUCUGGCCUUUGAACUUCAGAAAGCAGCUAACUCUAGGACAGGUCUAACAAACUCAUGAUUUUCUAUUCCAAAUUUAACAAGCUUACCUCAGUAUUUUGGGGCAUUAAGGAAGAAGGAGAUGUUCAGAAAAUCAGCACCAUAGUAGUUGAGUUCCCAAACCAUGUGAAUGCUGCUUGGCACAGGAGACCUUGUAACUUCUGCAUGAGCAGUAACCUGCAUCUGCUGCUGUAACACAGUUACUUCCUUCACAGGUUUAGUGGAAGGUAAAGCACUCAAGAGAAGCAUCUGGCCUCCCCUCGCCACAGCAUGGGUUUGAACAGAAUACACUGGAAUUCUGUUAGGUGUCUGUUUUGAUUUAAAGGAUAUUGACCUAAUAUUAAAAAAUACUUCUGUUAA